AUGGGUAACUCCAUCGUUUGUGCAAUCAUUAAGAGAAAUCGAGAUAUGAGAACUCCUAUAAAUUAUCUACUUGUGAACCUGGCUGUAGCGGAUAUCCUGUUAGCGAUGUUUAUGGCCCCAAGUGUGUUUUUCGAGCUACCUUUCUCCAAUCAUCCAGACGGCUUGACUGGUAGAGUCUUGUGCAAGUUUCUGACACACGCCAACAUCGCGUGGAUUGGAGGAGUUUCGUCCAUUGUCACUUUCCUUGCAAUCGCCAUUGAACGAUAUUAUGCAGUAAUGUAUCCUCUCGGUAACAAAGGAAAACUUACGAAGAGUAAACUUAAGAUGAUUAUUGCUGCGUCUUGGGUCUUUUCUUUACUAUUCAAUAUCCCGCUGUUCCUUGCCAUGGACAUAAGGAAGAAGAAGAACAGAACCUACUGCGUGGAAAUCUUCCCAAAGAGAUGGAUGGCGAUGGCUUAUAGUUUGGCAUGGUUAUUUCUGAUAGUGCUAUCCUUAUUUGGAAUCUGUUGGCUUAUGAGCACCGUGGUCUAUAACGUCGAGUUCUUUACGACAUCCCUCCACAUUGGUCUCACCGCAAACGGUGUCAUUUCUGACACAAUGGUGUUGUUUAAUUCUGCUGUCAAUCCGUUUGUAUACGCUCUGUUGAACCAGCAGUUCAAGGAUAAGAUGAAAAGAAUUAUAUGCUGCGCUGGUGCCACGGUACCCGGGGUUCAAACCACGCGGAGUGCUCAUGACAUCAAGCUGACUAACCACACGACCCACCCGACCCACACAGCAGGACCGCGUUUGCAGGAGUGA
Molecule: messenger RNA, 798 nt
Organism: Orbicella faveolata
Lineage: Eukaryota; Metazoa; Cnidaria; Anthozoa; Scleractinia; Merulinidae
Product: tachykinin-like peptides receptor 86C
Source: RefSeq, a predicted model, not a curated record